AUGACGAAUUUGAACUGCGAACAACUUGAUGAUAUUGCAAUCGAGGACGAGGACGAGGACGAGACUGCAGCCAAGAGCGCAGUUCACGGCGAUUUAACAGCGGUAAAGUCAGAAAAUGAACCAUCAUUGUCAGCCAGUCUGCUGCCAUCUAAUAGAAUACUUCAAUCGAGAUCCAUAAGUCUACCACCCAAUGGGAAUUUCUUGUGCGAUUCAUUACAUUUCAUUGAGAUUUCGGCUAACGACAAAUCUCGCCAUAACAAUGAAUUAAAUUUUAUUUAUGAUCUGUCAAAAUCAUCGCAGCCUUUAUCAAAAAUCACAAUGUCGGACAGCAAUAUGAAUCAAAAAAUAGAUCUUCAACCAAUUAGUGACAACAGAAGAUUGGAAAUGCAGGAUCCUAACUUUCAAGGGCGUUUGAGCCUUGAAAAACUUUUGGAAAUUAUUUAUGAUGACUGUAAAAAGUCAAAUAAUGUUGAAACAGAUUCGAACACAGAAUAUUCCUUACUAUCGGAUAGUUCAUCAUUGCAUAAUCCAACACGUUUUACGGAACACGAGUUAUGGCAAAUAGAUACAAGCGAACUUCAAAGAUUGGCUGAAUCAAUCAAAGCUGAGAUCGAAUAUGAAAAUGAUAAACUUAUAAAAGCGUUGAGGAGGAAACUUAAUUAUCAGAAUAAACAACAAUCAAAUUGCGAUAUUAUAACAGCCGUUCUACAAGCAAUUUCUUUUUUCUGUUUAGCUAUAAAUUCAAAAUUGCGAUUUUCAUUGGCUCCAUCAAAAAACAACUACGGUUAUGAUGAAUGGAUUAGCGCUAUGAAGGCAGUAGUACGCCUUCCUGAUGGCAUACCUGCCAAUUUCAGAAAAGAGUUGUGGCUAGUAUUAGCAAAUCAUCACAUAAAAGAAAUGGGAAUCGACUGGGGGCACACAAGCCAAAUUGCUUUCAACGAUAAAAUGAAUCCUGACGAUGAUCGACUGAGUCUGCAGAUUAUUAAGGAUUUACAUCGGACUGGCUGGACAGGUCUCAACGGCGAUGAUGAAAAGAUUCGGCUAAAAAGAUUGCUGUUGGGUUAUGCUAGAUUUAACAAAUCUAUCGGAUAUUGUCAAGGGCUCAACGUUAUUGGGGCGUUAGUUCUCGAGAUCACUGAAUUCAAAGAAGAAUCUGCUCUUAAGGUUAUGAUCUUUUUAAUUGAGCAUAUUCUACCGAGAGGAUAUUUCGAUCAAACUUUAAGAGCGUUAUCUGUUGACUUAAUCGUGCUUCGAGACCUUCUCUACCAAAGAUUGCCAAAAACGAAGCUUCAUUUAGACAAUCUUCAAAAAAAAAGUGAAUUUGAACCACCAUUAACCAACGUAUUUUCAAUGCAAUGGUUUUUAACACUAUUUGCAACAUGUCUUCCAAAACGAUGUGUUUAUCGUAUUUGGGACGCUUUAAUGUUAGAAGGAUCGGAAAUUCUUCUACGAACUUCCCUUGUUAUAUGGGCAAAACUUAGCAAGCGAAUUUUGAAAACUAAAACAGUUGAUGAAUUCUAUACCUUAAUGUGCUCACUUAGCAAAUGUAUAAUGUGCAUGAAAACUACUGAAAUCAACAAUUUUAUUGAGAUCAUUUAUGCAGUGUCCGAAUUUCCUUAUCUUGAAUUACAUGCUCUUAGAGAACGAUACACAUGGAAUGUUCAACCAUUUGGGAACACUUUUUCAAUGGUUCAAAAACAAGUCAACUCUAUUUUGCAUAUCAGUGACGAAGACUUAUCAGAUAAUGAGCAAGCAAUGCAUACAGCAGCAUAUCAGCAUGGGCAGCGGUACUCCGAUCGUACGAACGAAGAGUAUAAAGUUGUUGUCUGUGGUGGUUUAUUUUCCAUAAAUCUAUCUUCGCUCAAUACUUUCAAUCAUCUUUUAAUUCGUUCAUUACUGGAACUCAAUGAAAAAUCUAUAUUUCCAUCAAAUUUUGUCUCGAUGAAUGGAAGCGCACCAGUAACACCAAUUGUCGUCCAGCCAUUCGAAACGGAUUAUGCUAUGGAAUCGUUGCAAAAUGUACUACAGAUGAUUUCUCAAAAAUCUAAGGUGAAAUCUAAAGGUCUUCCAAAACAGAUGGUUUUACAUAAAUCGAAACUUAUACUUAAAUCUUUCAAUCUUUCUAAAAAUGCACCAAUAAUCUCAUCUGAAAAUCCUUUUCCAGUUCCUAAAAAGCGCAUAACGACAAAGAAACUCGACAUGGCUGCAACCGCAUCACUUGGUUCCAUUUGA
Dracunculus medinensis (Guinea worm) is the source of this 2232-nucleotide messenger RNA. NCBI's taxonomy places the organism in Eukaryota, Metazoa, Nematoda, Chromadorea, Rhabditida, Dracunculidae. The record is from the annotation of a GenBank genome assembly.